UUAUAUAUUCCCCAAAUGCUCCUCCCAUUUUCUCAUUCCUUUCUUCUUGUCCUUCCUGAUUUAGAUAUACCCAUUUCCAUUGGCGUUUUCACCUUUCCAUUCCUUAAUUCUUUCUCCCAACACAUGACAGAUUCCACAUGGAGAGUCCCGAUUUCUCCCCGCCUCACGCCGACGCAUCCAGACCCUCCUUAGGGUUUCCCCUCGGCACUGCUCUUCUCCUUCUCGUUAUCUUCACCUUGAGCGGAAUCUUCUCUUGCUGCUAUCACUGGGAUAAACUCAGAUCCCUCCGCCGUUCCGCUUCCCAACCCCUACAUGAUGACGAUCUUCACCUCCGAUCAUCUCCCUCCAAAUCUAACCCUACUUCCCAGGAUUUGGAGAAGAAUCAGAGAGAGAGCUUGUCGGUGUUGAUGCCUGGGGAUUCUAUUCCGAAGUUUAUUGCGAUGCCGUGCCCCAGGGAGCCGCCGCGGGCGGAGAUGAUUGAGGUGAAAGUGGAGAAGCCGCCGAAGCCGCUGAGGAUUGCGGUUCCUUUCUAUUAGCAGAUUCAGAUUCACCAUUGAUUGAUCUGUGUACAUAGUAGAAGCAAAUGAAUUCUUUUCAGUUUCAUCUGUUAUGUUUCCUUGAGAAGGGGAAUUUCAAGGGCUUCGAAUUUCAUUGUGUAUAUUUCACAAAGCGUUCCUCACCAAGUUUCGUCUCUGCCUCUGGGCAGUUACAAACUUACGGCGGAAAAACAGAGCAUAAAUAUGAAUUAGAAGCAAUUUAAUUUUUUAUUAACGUUUUGAGCA
Benincasa hispida (wax gourd) is the source of this 782-nucleotide messenger RNA. RefSeq lists its product as uncharacterized. The record is from RefSeq and is a predicted model, not a curated record. Lineage: Eukaryota; Viridiplantae; Streptophyta; Magnoliopsida; Cucurbitales; Cucurbitaceae.